Messenger RNA from Argiope bruennichi, 900 nucleotides. RefSeq names its product astacin-like metalloprotease toxin 5. The transcript has 7 exons. Bases 19 to 879 code for a protein of 286 amino acids. Lineage: Eukaryota; Metazoa; Arthropoda; Arachnida; Araneae; Araneidae. The record is from RefSeq and is a predicted model, not a curated record. Gene Ontology annotation, biological process: proteolysis. Gene Ontology annotation, molecular function: metalloendopeptidase activity; zinc ion binding.
AAGAUGGUGACCUGACGCAUGGUUAAUCUGGACAUGGUUUUUUCAAGGAUUUUUACCGGUCGUCUGACGGAAGGACCCUCGGGCUAUCCUCGUGAAGUAUUGGAAACCUGGGGUCUAACCACUUGGAGUCAUGAAGCUGGGAAACCAAAACCUUGGGAACCUCAGACACCUGCAGAACGAUUGAUUGCUGAAAAAGCUCUUCACAACAAGAACAGGUAUGGCGGAGACAUGAAAUUUGUCCGCAGGCAAUUAGUAGGAAACAGCAUUUCCUUUAAAGAUAUGUAUUGGCCAAAUAAGACUGUCCCAUAUGCCAUCGACAAAUCAAUUCCAAGCAAGUAUCAUAACGUGAUUGAAAGAGCUGUUGAGCAGUACCAUAAAUUGACUUGCUUGAAUUUCGUGAAAAGAACUAAUCAGAAAGACUACAUCAAAUUUGAAAAGAUUAGGAAUGAGGAUGGCUGCUGGUCUUAUGUUGGUUAUAGCAAAACAGGAGCCCAGACGAUCAAUCUAGACGAAGGUUGCUACUAUAUCGGCACAAUCGUCCAUGAGAUAGGCCAUGCCAUUGGGUUUUGGCAUGAACAUCAGAGACACGACAGAGACAAGUAUUUGACCAUCAAUACGAAAAACAUAAUGCAAGGUUUGCAAGAUCAGUUUACCUUAACAAAGCCUCAAGAUGAAAUAAUCUACAGCAAUUUCGAUUAUAACUCAAUCAUGAUCUAUGGCAACUAUGCUUUCUCGACGGAUCUAUGGAAUUUAAAGACCAUUGAAGCCAAGGAUAAGAGGGAAUUGACAGAGCCGUUCAACAAACCCGGACUCGAUAACUCGGACAUUCAAAGAGUGGAAUGCAUGUAUUGCAAAACAUGCAAGGAAAUCAAGCCAUAGAUAGAGAUCCAGCAAUGAUUU